Erigeron canadensis is the source of this 831-nucleotide messenger RNA. RefSeq names its product cyclin-A1-1-like. The record is from RefSeq and is a predicted model, not a curated record. Gene Ontology annotation, cellular component: cytoplasm; cyclin-dependent protein kinase holoenzyme complex; nucleus. NCBI's taxonomy places the organism in Eukaryota, Viridiplantae, Streptophyta, Magnoliopsida, Asterales, Asteraceae. Bases 1 to 831 code for a protein of 276 amino acids. Gene Ontology annotation, biological process: regulation of cyclin-dependent protein serine/threonine kinase activity; mitotic cell cycle phase transition. The transcript has a single exon. Gene Ontology annotation, molecular function: cyclin-dependent protein serine/threonine kinase regulator activity.
AUGGCUUGUGACAUCUAUCACAAUUUUAGAGAGUCCGAGGAAGACAAAAGGCCUGCUGUUGAUUUCAUGGAGAUGGUCCAGGAAGACAUCACUCGGUGCAUGCGUGCAAUCCUAAUGGACUGGCUUGUUGAGGUUGCUAUUGAAUAUAAGCUCCUGCCUGAAACUUUGUUUUUAGCUGUCAACUACAUUGACCGAUACCUUUCGGUUAUUCCCAUUGACAGGGAAAGAUUGCAGUUGCUUGGUGUUACUUGUAUGAUGAUUGAUGCAAAGUAUGAGGAGAUAUCUGCACCGCAUGUGGAAGAUUUCUGCUACAUAACCGAUAACACGUACUCCCAAAAUGAGGUAUUGCAAAUGGAAUUCUCUGUUCUGCAUUAUUUGAAGUUUGAGAUGACUGCUCCUACGGUAAGAUGUUUCUUAAUGCUAUUGCUUCCUUUUGCGCAAUUGGAUAAUUUGGCCCAUCAUCAACCGAAAUUACAGUUUUUGGCAUCGUACAUAUGUGAGUUGACUCUUAUCGAGUAUAAUAUGCUACGUUAUCCUCCUUCCCUCAUUGCUUCAUCGGCUAUCUUCUUAGCAAGAUUUCUACUUACCCAAGAACCAUGGAAUUUGACGUUGAUGUAUUAUACCCGGUACCAGCCAUCCGAUUUACAAGAAUGUGUCGAGGCCCUGCGUGUUCUUGUUUUUGAAAGCUCGGCUUCUAGUUUAAAAGCAAUUAGCGAAAAGUACAGUCAAGAUAAGUACAAGUGUGUAGCAGAGAUCACCUGUCCCGCAUCGAUACCAUUGGAGAAUUUCGACAACAUUCGCAGCGGACAGAUAGAUCCCACAAGUAGCUAG